Molecule: messenger RNA, 1062 nt
Organism: Photinus pyralis (common eastern firefly)
Lineage: Eukaryota; Metazoa; Arthropoda; Insecta; Coleoptera; Lampyridae
Product: thrombin-like enzyme gyroxin B1.4
Exons: 5
Coding region: 121-1062 (313 amino acids)
Biological process (GO): proteolysis
Molecular function (GO): serine-type endopeptidase activity
Source: RefSeq, a predicted model, not a curated record
GCUUCAAAUUUGAAGUGCAACGACCUAGGCAGAUUCUAAUUUAAAAGAAUGCUUCGGUGUUAGAAGAGAACAUGUGGGAAGCGUGAUCGUGAAAACGUUAACGCCUGGUGAAAACGGCCAAUGACAUUGUGGAAAUCUACCGAGGCAAUGUCAUUGCUAUUUCUGUCACUUUCGUCGUUUCUUCGCUGUGGUUUUGCAAUAGCGCUAUACGAUGUUCCAGUGAUUUCAUUGUACGAAUUCAAUUUUCUGACGGCGCUUAUCAAAUUUAAAAACACAACUGAGAAUGAAGCGGAGUUUAUGUGUGGGGGCAUUUUAAUUCACCCCCUUUGGACGUUGACAGCGUGGAAUUGCUUCGUCGACGAUCUCAACAUAAAAAACUACUUAAUAUACGCUGGCGCAGAAUACAUUCAGAUAAGUGGCGAAGGCCAGCGACGAAUGAUAUAUGAGAUCCACACGCCUACCGACUGCAAAGUGAGGGAUGAAUGUAGCAUUGCAUUGAUUAUGGUAGAUCAUCCCUUUCGGAUGACUGACACCGUACAACCUGCUACCCUUCCACGCCGCCCCUUGAAUGAAAACACUGAAUGUAUAGCACUACGGUGCAUUCUUCGAAAGAUUCGAAACACUGACGACGAUGUAGACAAGAUUGUUGCAAUCGCAGCAAGAUCAUACUCCGCCAAUUAUCAAAGUUGCUUUGAUGAAUUGCGUGCAUUAAAUAAACCCCUGAUAUCUCAUCUACACAAAGAGAAUUACUGUGUAAGUGUAACAGAACCUAUUGGUAACAAUAAGGCGAUUAGGAACAAAAGUAUCGGUUUUCCUUCAAUAUGCAAUGGACGAAUCCAGGGAAUAGUAUCUUACAUCGCAAAUGACGAUGAACCAACCAUUGUGGUCGACUUAAGUUAUCACUUGGCUUGGACACGGAAAAUUCUUUUGGGACGUGUCCAAGUCGCAAAUGAAGAAUGGGGUUAUUCGUCUAGUUACGGAUUCUCAUGCGUUAAGAUCCACACAACUGGUGAUGGCAUCCUCUCACUACUGUGCACCUUAGUAUUUCGUCGCCAAUGCUGA